ACUACAAGUUCCAGGAGGCUUGGCGGCUCGGGGGCGGAUGAGCGUCUCUGAGGAGGCAUCUUCCCCCCUCCCUGAGCGAUUGUUGAAGGAGGGUGACGGAAGCCGCGCUGUGGAGUCGGGAGGGGUGUGUGUGUGUGUAUAUGUUGGCAGGAGGAUGGGAGUUGAGAGACCAUGAUGGAUAACCGUUUUGCCACUGCACUGGUAAUUGCCUGCGUGCUGAGCCUUAUCUCCACUAUCUACCUAGCAGCUUCAAUUGGCACAGACUUCUGGUAUGAGUAUCGCAACUCAUCGCCUCCAGAAAAUAACAGUGAAACCAAGGCCAAUUGGGAUGAAUUCAUUGGUGAAUAUGCAGAUGAAAAGACUUACACAGACGCUCUUUUUCGAUGGAAUGGCACCAUUGGACUGUGGAGGAGAUGUAUCACGAUGGCUGAAAACUCUCACUGGUACAACUCACAAGGCCUAAAUCAAGAUGGGGAGGAUGGAAAGCCUGGCACCCACAAAGAUGCCCCACGUUGUCCUGGUCCUGUACAACCUUCUGAAACAUCUGAACCUGAAUCUUUGUCACAAGAAUUCUCCUGUGAGAUGGUCACAAAGUGUGUCAGUUUUUCCCUUUCGGACCAAUUUAUGGAAAAAUAUAAGGAACCUGGGAAUCAUAAUAGUGGCAGUGAUCUGAACCGGACGUAUCUUUGGCGUUUGCAGAUCCUCUUGCCCUUUGUCAGCCUAGGUCUGAUGUGCUUUGGGGCUCUGAUUGGCCUUUGUGCAUGUGCCUGUCGUACUCUCUACCCUGCCAUUGCCACAGGAGUGCUCCACUUCCUAGCAGGUUUGUGCACACUGGGUUCAGUUGGCUGCUAUGUAGCUGGAAUUGAGCUCCUCCACCAGAAGUUACCCCUUCCUGGUAGUGUGCAAGGCCAGUUUGGCUGGUCCUUCUGCUUGGCCUGCGUCUCAGCACCUUUGCAGUUCAUGGCUGCUGCCCUCUUCAUCUGGGCUGCACGUACUAACAGGAAGGAAUUCACACUCUUGAAAGCAUACCGCGUGGCAUAACAGGGUAUUUUAAUUCCCCUUCCCUGUUUUAUUUUUAUUUCCAUGUUACACUAUUUCUUGCCCAAUUACUUCCUUGCUCUUCCUUCUUAUCAGUCACUUAUCCGUUCCACAGAAUGCAAGCUUCUUGUCACAAAGUUAAAUAGCCUAGAGGUUUUAAAGUGAAAAGAUCACGGAGACUGAAUCAUCAGGAACAGCUUUUUCCUUGCCAGAGGUCUGCAGGAUUUAAACAAACUUUUAAUCUUUUUUUUUUUAAUACUUUUGAUGACAUGUGUUUAAUUAUGCCAAUGUCCUGCUUCUUUUCUCAAAUCUAAACCUGAUCUGUAAAAACAGUUAACAGAGGAUAGGGUCAUAGAAGAGAAGGAGAAACUGAUUUUGAUGACAUGAAUGUUGGCAGUGCAACAUAAGGAAUUAAACCUGGCCAACUUUUUAAAAUAAAUGUAACUAUGGAAUUUUCAGAGAGACUGUGACAUAGAUCUGUUUUCUCCUCCUACACCUAUUAUUGUGUUCCCAUCAAUCUUUUCUUGUCUGAUUGUUGUAAAAAGGUGGAUAGCAGCCAUGGGUUUCCAGAUGCCCUUGAAAUGAUGUCAGAAUUGUUUCUUUCUCCUUGUUGAAGGAGCAUCCAUUACAUGGUUUAAUUUCCUAAUUUGAUUAACGUAUGUCUGUAUAUAAAUCUGACUUUUAAAACUAUUUAUUUAUGCAAUGCAGCUACAUGAUUGGAUUUUUGUAAAAGUAUUACUUAUCAUCUAAACUAAAACUUUUGUUUAAAAAAUAAACCUGAGCAAAGGCUCGUGAAUUUUA
Molecule: messenger RNA, 1839 nt
Organism: Hemicordylus capensis (graceful crag lizard)
Lineage: Eukaryota; Metazoa; Chordata; Lepidosauria; Squamata; Cordylidae
Gene: CLDND1
Product: claudin domain containing 1
Exons: 6
Coding region: 172-1041 (289 amino acids)
Cellular component (GO): membrane
Source: RefSeq, a predicted model, not a curated record